AUGACAUGCCCCGAUACCCAACGUUACCUACAAAUCUUCAACCCUGCCCCUGAGACUUGUACCGACUUCCACCAAUUUGCUCGAUUUCCACCAGAAAUCCGAUGCCUCAUAUGGGAACAAGCAUUGAGUCACGAGCGAUGGAUUCGAAUCUUCCUGACAAGCCACAACAAUGACAACACUGGCCGACUUAUGAACUUCGGCAGGUAUUAUCUUUGCAUCUAUAGUCGACGGAACAUGAGCAAACUCUUUCGGACCACGCAUGAGUCACGACGUGUUGCGUUAGGCUUUUAUCGGGUUCAAAUCCCUUGUUUUACGCGCGAUUGGGACCGAGAAGAGAACAAAACCACUCUUUACAUUUGUCCAGAAUUGGAUACUUUGGAGGUCGCGGGGUUAAAGUUCUUCGAGCUUUUUGCUUACGACGUAUGGGCCCGCGAUCGUCUCCGUGUUGGUCUCGUCAACCUUGCAACACGGGGCGUCAAUACCAGGUUCUACACUGACUGGGCACUCGAUGGCAGAGACAAAGCCCUUUUAAAACAGGCCCUAUUGAGAAUUGAGCGUUUUACCGUGCUAAAUAGGGAUUCGAAGCAGAAAUGGCUAGGCGACAACUUGAGAGACCCAACCCCCUUGCCAAGUGACCCGGUACACCGUGCUUGUCCUCUCUUUGGUAACACCAUCGGUUUCGAACGACUACCAUACGAUCCCCGCCUGUGUGAAGAGCAUCUAAAGCAAAUAUUCACGGGACCAAGGGAUCCGAGAAUGCAGUUCCACGCUUGGUUCAGGGUACUCGGGCUCUUGGGAAUCAAGCAUGAUCACAAAGUCGACUAUCGUUAUGGCAUGUGUCAUCAAAAUCAUUCAAGGGGCGCUCAAUUUGGACAAGACCGCAAUGCCGCUGCCGAAUGGGUCCGAAAGGAUGAGGAGAAGUUCCAAUUAAGUCUGAAGACGUUUUGUGAGGUCGAUGGCCGGUACUAUUCCUCCCCGGAGAGUCAAGGCCUUGAAGAAGUACCUCAGCAGGCAAUAGGAUUCUGGCUGUUUCCCUUGAAAAGUCUCGAGCCACUGGUUGACCCUGGAAUAUGGUUCCGAAAUUACGCAGGACGAAGAACUAGGGGACAUUUCUAUUUCAAGAGGGUCUUGGACAUGACAAAACACAAGCCAGAGUUGUGCUUGUCUAUUAUGCAUUGA
Molecule: messenger RNA, 1179 nt
Organism: Fusarium poae
Lineage: Eukaryota; Fungi; Ascomycota; Sordariomycetes; Hypocreales; Nectriaceae
Exons: 1
Coding region: 1-1179 (392 amino acids)
Source: RefSeq, a predicted model, not a curated record